Molecule: messenger RNA, 309 nt
Organism: Ambispora leptoticha
Lineage: Eukaryota; Fungi; Glomeromycota; Glomeromycetes; Archaeosporales; Ambisporaceae
Source: the annotation of a GenBank genome assembly
AUGUCUUCCGGUAUGACCUAUUAUUUUCGUAGGAGUUUUUCACCAGCUCUCCUCGUUACACAUCAAGUCAUGCUCCUUCAACCACAAAAAAUUGCGUUAAGAAAUUCAAAUCCUCAUAUGUUUCUUUCGAAACCUUAUACAAAUUCCGCUCCUAAUGAGUCUGCUUCCUUCGCCUGGAAAAAGAAAUGGGAUUCAGUACAAAUCUAUUUACGUUCUAUCGACUGGAAACAACGAAUAUGGGGAAUAUUUGGACUUUUGUCAAGUGGUGGUGUAGUCUUUCUAGCAGGAGAUCUUCUUUACGCUUGGUGG